UAUUAGAGUUAGAGGCGGAUAACCUAAAAAAAUUUUAGUUUGUUAUUAAUCAUGUUUAAAAUAUAAUAUACAUCAAAAUAUAUAAUUAAAGUAUAAUUUAAUACCUUAAAAUUGAAUAGAAAUAAGAUUUGGAAGUAUUUUAACCUUUUAAAAUUGUGUGAUUAAAAAAAACAAGAUGAUACCAAUGUUAAGUUGUUUAUUUUGCAAAAGAAAACGGCGUUUAUUUAACAUUUACAAGAUUUAUGGGCGUACGGAAAGACCAAUUACAAGUUAUAUUAUAAGUUUCUUCGGAGAUGUGGAAGAAUAUUUAAAAGAAGAUCACGGGAUAUGUAGCACUUGCGUCCUCCUCCUUAAUAAGCUUAUUUACAUAAAAAACUUCAUGGUUAAAACAAUAAUCGACGAUACCGUUAACUCAGAUUCUUAUGUAAGUUUUUCGGCAGCUUACAAACUCUUCCUACACAACUUAGAUAAAUUAAAUUUUGAUGAUGGGGAUUCAAUGGAAGAUGGUGGUGUAUCCGAUUUAUUAAAACCAAUGCAUUCAACUCCGUGUGAAAUUGAUUAUGAUUAUUCGAGUGAUAGAAACACCCCGUACAUUGAUAAAGAAGUGGAGAAAGUUUUUAGGCCAUCAAAAAGAAAACGCCGACGAUCCACUAAAUCAACAAUUGAUGACGACACAGGAGUUUCACCCCCUUGUUUACGCUAUGAUGAAGACGGCCGAUUAUUAAACAAACGUACCAGAUCAGUUUCAAGGUUAUUAAACGCGAUGCAAGAAGACGUCGAUUGUGGCGCAAAAGAAAAGGAAAAUUUCGAAAGAGAUCACGUUUCCCAUCACGAAUUAUUAGCGAAAUACUUUUGUUGUGAGUGUAGAUCGGAUCGAUUUACAUCCUUAGAUUUCGUACAUCAUAAAGCUUCAGAAGAAAUGACGUCUUUUUAUCGUAUUGAUUAUAAUGAUCAUCCAAAUAACAAUUCAAAGCAGGUUACAACAGGAGAUUUUCAUGUAAAAGUUUUGAUACAAAAAGGAAAAAUUAAUGAUAGCCCAAUUUUAAGAUUUCAAGAGUCUCCUGAAGUUAUUACACCUUCAUUAAACACAAGUUUAUCUCAAAGUAGUCAACAAUCCGACGUGGAGGAUUCAGAAUUAGAUACAGGACAAGAAAAUUCUUCAAUAACAAGCGAAAAAAAUGAAACAAAUAAUUCAAGUAUCACAAGUAGUGAAGAUGACAUACAUAGAUAUAAUGAAAUUGAGCUUGAUGAUAAAUGUGAAGAAGAUAAUAUCAUUGCUGAAGGUGAGAGUUUAUUAAGUGAUGAUGAUAAAGUUAUUGAGGAGAGUAAAGAUGAUAAAAUUGAGGAGGAAAGUGAAGAUGAUAAAAUUGAGGAGGAAAGUGAAGAUGAUAAAGUUAAUGAAGAAAAUGUAGGUGAUAAAAUAGAAGAAAGUGAAGAUGAUAAAGUUAAUGAAGAAAAUGUAGAUGAUAAAAUAGAAGAAAGUGAAGAUGAUAAAGUUAAUGAAGAAAAUUUAGAUGAUAAAAUAGAAGAAAGUGAAGAUGAUGAAGAAAAUUCUUGUUAUAUACCAAGUGCCUUAGAACCAGAAAGAAUGGUUCGCGAUAUAAUUGAUACAUCAUCCUCUGAAUCUGAAUCUCCUGAAGAUUUACACAAAAUAUUAAGAAAAAGAGAACUUAAAGUGGAUGUUACUCGAAUGAUAAUCGAUGAGGCUUUAUUGACACGUUUAAAUAGAUUUCCAAUUUACCAACGCAGGAGGAGAAGCGGAGAAAGUAGAAGUAGUGGGAGUGGCAAGUAUGAUUUUAAAAAUAAUUUAAGGACAGAUACAGAAUAUGAUUCGUUUGAUAGUGAUUAAUUAAAAUAUGCUUAUUUUACUUAUAUAAGUUUAAUUUUUCUUUUUUAAAUUAAUAUUGUAAAUAAGGCAUUAAUAUUUUGCGUUAAUCCUAAUUUGAUUUUACAAUAGAUUAAUUUAUAUACAUAGAUAUUAAUUUUGUUAGAAUUGUUUUGAAUGUUCAUUUUCCAAUAAGAUUUUUAAACAACUUCUAGUCAUAUAAAAACGAUGUUUUGACCAAUUCUCUGCGUUUCAGGGUGAUUUUAAUGAACAUUUAGUACUUUUUAAUACAUCACAAUUUUUUUUUGUUAAGUAAUUAUUUGUCAAAGUACAAAGUAAGGCCCCAUCUACAUAGUAGGAGUAGUUAAAAGUUAAUUUUUAACCUUUUAUAGCAAUUAAAAAAAUUUUUAUAAAAUUAAGAUAUAAAUUAAAAAUCAUUUAAAAUUGGAAUUUCUUAAAUAAAUUUAUUGAAUAAGGGUAUUUUGGUUAUAACGAAUUAUAUUCAUUAGUAUUAUCAUUACUUUCUUAGUUGAUUGUUACAAAAUAUUGAAUGCAGUACACACAAGAUAUUUUUAAACCUUUUGUUCGUCUAACGUACCAUCGCCAUCCGCAUUAACGUACUAGAAUUGAAAAAGAUCGUAAGAAAUAGUAAGCAGGUUCAUAUAAAAUUAAGAAUAUAAAAAUCUUAACAAACCAUACGUUAUUUUAAUAUGUAAACAAAAAACUAUAACAUGAUAGUGUUGCAACAAGACUUUCUUCAACAGAACAGUCUCUAUCAUCGACAUCAAGUGGGUUUUGUAAUUGAAGUAAAUCUUCUAUGGAAAGUUCUGCUUCAUGGGAUUGUCACUUAUUUAUUUAUUUCUAGAUUUAAUCGCUCUCCCAUUUUUACAAUCUUGCCCACAAUUUCAUUUUGAAGAUCUUCGUCUUUUGCUUGUUCAUCACCCGCAAAAUUGGAGACACUACUUAUUCCAUGUAUUCUUCAUGGCUGAUUCCUUAAUUUUAAUCCAAGGAUUAUCUUGGAUCCAAUUACAAAUAAAUGCUAAAUAAGUAAAUAACGUAUUUUCGUUUAUUUCUAAAAUAAAUUUAUUGGUUUUAUUGAAUAAGGAUAUUUUGGUUAUAACGAAUUAUAUUCAUUACUAUUAUCUAUACUUUUUUAGUGGAUUGUUACAAAAUAUUGAAUGCAGUACAAUAUUAGUAUUAACUUUAUUGUUAAGGGGGGAAACCGCAUUAGGAGACUCAUUUUCAUUGAUUUUUUAGGAUUUUUUUUUGGGUGGGAAGAAUUAAUUAGAAUUUAAUCAAACUUUGACAAUAUUUGUUUAUAUUUCGAACAGCUUUUGUGAAUUUUUUGGAUAAUUUUAUCGAAAAAUAACAAAGUUAUGCUCUGAUGUCCGCUGGAUGUUGUACCUAGAGUUCUCCAAUUGCGGGACGUGUAGCCAUUUCAAUUUUCAUCUGAUAUCAAAAAGUUUUUCAUUUUAGAUUAAUAACUUAUUUUCUAAGAAUAUGAACCUCAAUGCAGGUAAAUGUAACGAAAACUAAAAAUUUUGCAGGUGUUGGAAAAAUUUACUUCAAAUUUCACAUUUUUUCUUUACUAAUUAUGCAAGAAAAACUCUUAAAAUCAUGAUAUCAUCUCAAAAGUUGGUUCAUAUAUUUCGUAAUUUCAUAAAUAAUCAUAAUGAUUGGUUCAUUACUUUUUGAGUUAGAGUUCCCGCAAAUGUGAAAAAUGUCAUUUUGAGAAACACGCGUUUGAAAAAAACAUCUCGAAAACUAGAAAUUUAGAAAAGUGAAUAAUAUAAAGCAGUCACCGAUUAAUCCGCGAUUUCAGCACCAUAUAUUAGUCCUUCUUCUUCCUCAUAGGCUUCAUUUUGCGCCUGCAGCAAUGCCGUUCAAACUUGCCGACCUUUCUUCGACUCCAAUGAACUACGUCGAUUCUGUCUAGAACUAUCGAUUUUUUUAACCUUCUAAUGUGGUUUCCUCCCUUAACUGUUCUAGUAACAUGAACAUUUUGUGAAUGACCUAGUAUACUAUAUUUGAAGAUUAUAGUUAUUAUAUUUAUCUAAAAAUAUUUAUAAGUUCUAUAAGAACAUGUUUCUUCGUUUGAAGUAAAUCAAUGUAUGUAAUAUUGGUGACUGAAAAUUUAAAUGCUCUUCUGUCACAAAAAAUUUCAAAUAUUACUGUAAGAAUGAUGAGGGUAGAGACAGAAUGUAUCACCAGAGAUCAUUCCUUCACAUUUUCGAUUAUGAAUCUCCUUAAUCAUUUUAUUCAAUGAAAGAAUAACAGUAAUAUUUCAUAAACAUGAAGACAAAACCUGAAGUAAUUUUUGAGUUUAUUUUAAAUACGCAUAAAUAAGAUUAAGCGCAGUCUUGAACGCAGUUAUUCUUCUUAUAGUGCUUAUUCGGUGCGGAUCUUAGCGAUCAUUCUCUCUAUCACAACCUUGUUCACUGCUGCACGGAAUACUCAUGUUCUGAUGACUUCAAGUCUUCUGCACUAUUUUUUUGCAGUAAACUGCAUCUUCUCACUCUUCUCCACAUCUUUUACUGACAUUUUUUUCACUUGAGGCAUCAGUUGCUGCAACCCCAUCAGACUGUCUGUCAUAAUAACUGUAUCGUCAGCGUACCGGAUGUUAUUCAAUCUUUUCCCAUUUACAGAUAUUCCUUCAUUCACAAAGAAGCCUUCUGAAUAUAUAUUCUUAGUAGACGUUGAAUAAUAAAGGGAACAAUAUGUCUUGCUGUAGUCACUCACAUACUUAUCAUCUAUAUAAUUGCCGAUUUAAAAAGCUUUAAAAUUCCGAUGUAAGUUUUGAAAUAACUCAGCGCUGUAGAUGACCAUAGAUAAUAUGUCUUUAUUUUAUUUUGUUUGUCUAUGACGUGAUUGUUGGCAACUUAAACCAUAUUGUUCUGGGUUUGAGCAGACCAGCUGUUCCUUAAUUUCUUUCUAGCUUCCUUGAUUUUUCUUUGUAUUUGCCUGUGGAUCGCCAAUUAUUUAGAUAUUCUUUUAUGAGUUUUCUUCGUUCCAUCAUUUAUAGCAUAUCACCACACAUCGAUGGACACAUGAAUUUCGUCUGACGUUUUGGUCUAGUCUUAAGAAUUUUUCGAAUUAAUUACAUGUUUUAGUUUUUCAAGUUCCGAAACCACAUCUCAGCUGCUCCUUUCGCUUUCUGUGUGUUCUGUCGCAUUUCAUUAUAUCAUAUUUGCUCUUAUUUCCUGGUUGAUGUAUCCUUUUUAGUUUUAGUCUUGAGUAUACCAACUACGGGAAUAUGGUCCGCUAUAUCUGCCCCAGGAUAAAUUUUAACAGAUGUAAAAAAGUUCUUGUACCUCUUAUUGACUAAUAUAUAGUCGAUAUGAUUUCUCAUUACAUGUUCCCCAGAGUCUAGUGGGGAUUUCCAUUUGUACAACCUUUUCGGUGGUAGAUUAAUGAAUGCUAAUCAGUCUCUACGUAAGUACAUGAACAUAAGUAUACAUCAAAGAGAAAAAUGUGCUGAUAAAUAUGCUGAUCUUUGCCAGCUCUCUACUAUUGUAUAUCAAUACAUCAAUAAACGGAAUUACUCAUAUUUAUAGUUAGGUUUUUUGAAUAAUAAAAGGCAUCUUUAUGAUUAUCACGUUUAUUUUUUUUUAUGUUAUUUAUUGGUUGUCUACUACGAGACUUCUUCCGAGCAAAAUAUAAAAGUAUAUAGGUUUUAUAGUAACAGAAACUCUUUUUUUUAAACAUAAACUGUUGUUAGUUUUAUUGGUAACACUUUAAAUUCGUUAUAUCCGAAAUCCAAUUACUUAUUUUUGUUUUUAUUUUAUAUAAAUUAGUU
Messenger RNA from Onthophagus taurus, 5621 nucleotides. Its product is annotated as aspartic and glutamic acid-rich protein. Lineage: Eukaryota; Metazoa; Arthropoda; Insecta; Coleoptera; Scarabaeidae. The record is from RefSeq and is a predicted model, not a curated record.